AUGCAUUCCACACAUGCACAUCCGUUGCCCGAUGGACGUACUACAUCGAGUCAAGCAAUUGGCUCGUCACAUAGCUAUAGCGCAAUAACAUCACCAACGACGCUGGCUUCGCAACAGCAGAACGAAGGCCUGAGUCACCAGACUAGGCGACUACAUUUACGCAAUGCUGGAUUCAGAGGAGCGAUCUUCCCUACUCGGCGCAUAAGUCCGCUAUUUACAACAUCAUCCCCGGCGGUUGAGUCCAUCAGUCGCCAGGUCAGCAACGAGAGUAGCUCCUUGAGCGCAGAGAAGAGAUCAAUGUACGGCGAAGAUCUACCACCGAGCCCGGUGAAUAUCCUGCAAGAGAUACAGAAGUCCACAAGAAAGAAGCGCUCAUCGCCAAGACCAGGUUUUGGUGCCAUUUUUCAAGACAACACUCAGACGGGGGAAAUGAAUGGAGCUAGUGAGACAUCUUGGUACGCGGAAGGAAGUCGCAACUGCUCUCCGGCGGCCUCGGCCGCAACUCCGGUCAACAUGAUGAAGCUAAGGGAAGGGUCUGGGAACCAGAAGACUCCUCCAGCACAGCUCAGUUCCCCAUUGACGAAGCAAGUAAAGGGUCGGAAUCUCAAACGCAUCAAUCUUCGAUCAGCCAGCUCCGAGGCUUCAACAUACAUUGAGCAUCUCGAGUCUCAAUUAGCUUCUGUCAACGCGAAACUCGACUCCCUCACGUCACCUAACACGAACAAGCUCCGCUCCGCAAAGUUGAGGGCACUUACUGUUGACAAUCGGAAUUUACGUCAGGAUCUUUCAGCUUGGGAGAAGCAAUUCGCGGUCAGAGUCGAAGAAGAGAGGGACCAGCGUCUAGAGGUUGAGAUGGAGUUGAGGAUACGUCUGCGGACGCUGGAAAAUGACAUGGAGUUGAAGGAUGCAAGAAUAGCAGAGCUGGAGUGGGAGGUCGAGAGCAUGCGAGUCAAAGUUGGGGAUGCAGAAGGUCUCGAAGAAGUGAACAUCGGUCUGGAGAAAAGGAUUGAGAUUUUGACGAAUCUUCUUGUUCACUCACCGAACAAGCUUGACAUGUGCUCGGCAGCAACAUCACCAGUCCGAGCUGACCCAAUCAAACGGACAUCAAGGCCAAAGUCUAUGCUUCCAAGAAUUCCUUCGCCAUCUGGAGGAGUACGGCUGUCACUGUCUACGGUUUCGGAGUCUGCAUUCUGGCAGCCCAGCAACAUUGAAUCGUCACCGAGCGUUGUGGAGUCGCCCGAGGACGCUGUGCAGGAUGUUGAUGGACAAUGUUUACAGUCGCCCUCUUAUGAGGAAGGCGUGCGAUCGCCUGACUACAGAAGGCAGUCUAGGCAGUCUGGAUCUGAAAGUCGAUCGAGAACAUCAGGUUCCUUCCGCUCUGCGCCAUCAUCUGCAUCAAGACCGAACUCAUUCCGGUCAAGCGGUUCUUUUGGUCCAGCAUCAUGGGGUUUGCCACAUCUCGCUGACGUCGACGCCAGAUCAGCCAACAAGCAGCGAAAGAUGCGCAAAUUUCCCUCUGGUUCAGUCUCUCUCCGACCUCUGAUCUUACCUACCGCAACUAUCAUACCUUCGUUACCUGUAUCUGCCCCUAUCUACCCAUCAAUAGAAGCUACUGCUAGACAAGACAUCUCGGAAGUCUCGCUCGAUCCAACUACGUCCUUUCUAUCCAAACCCGUCGAUAGCUCACCAACCACUACUCCUGAUCGACCUGGGCGUCAUCGCUCGACAUCUUGGGCACAAGAGCAGACAUUAAAGGCUUUAGAGGGCAGGUUCAUGGAUGUGGAACACCUGGACGACGAACAAAUUUCUCCCUCGGUCGUUACGAGAUCUGAGGAGAAGCUUUUUGGAUUUGGAGAAGUCCCAUCAGAAGAUCAUAAAAGACGGUCACGGCCAAGGAGCCUUCGGAAAGAGCUUGAAGAAGCUGAAAUCGAGCAGGCUGGGCAAGCACAAGCUUUGGCCUCCCCGAGCUAUUCGAGGAUGGUUUGA
Molecule: messenger RNA, 1986 nt
Organism: Letharia columbiana
Lineage: Eukaryota; Fungi; Ascomycota; Lecanoromycetes; Lecanorales; Parmeliaceae
Exons: 1
Coding region: 1-1986 (661 amino acids)
Source: RefSeq, a predicted model, not a curated record